GACAGCAGCCUCCAGAGCCCGAGAGUAACGUGGGUGGAGCCCACGUGACCGGAGGCCCGCGUCCAACAUGGCGGCCUCCAUGGGUUGCUGGCUCCUCUUCCUCACGCUGCUCAGCUUCCUCUGGGACGCGUCCGGCGGCUUGGGUUGGGGGCCCUCCCUGGACGACGACUUGCUGCUGCCCUACCCCCGCGCGCGCGCGCGCUCCGCCCGGGACUGCGCGAGGGUGCGUGUCGGCAGCCGCAGAGCACGAGAGCUGGCCGCCCUCCCCGCGACCCCAGACGCCCGCCACCCCGCGGUGCGCACCUUCGUUUCGCAUUUUCGCGGUCGCGCGGUGCCCGGCCACCUGACGCGGGCUGCCGAGCCCCUGCGCACCUUCUCGGUGCUGGAGCCCGGCGGGCCCGGCGGCUGCGCGUCGAGGCGCCGCGCCACCGUGGAAGAGACGGCGCGGCCGGCCGGCUGCAGCGUCGCCCAGAACGGCGGCUUCUUCCGCAUGGCCACCGGCGAGUGCCUGGGGAACGUGGUGAGCGACGGGCGGCGGGUGAGCAGCUCCGGGGGCCUGCAGAACGCGCAGUUCGGGAUCCGCCGCGACGGGACCCUGGUCACCGGGUACCUGUCUGAAGAGGAGGUGCUGGACACUGAGAAUCCAUUUGUGCAGCUGCUGAGUGGGGUCGUGUGGCUGAUUCGAAAUGGAAGCAUCUACAUCAAUGAGAGCCAGGCGACUGAGUGCGAUGAGACACAGGAGACAGGUUCCUUCAACAAAUUUGUGAAUGUGGUAUCGGCCAGGACAGCUGUGGGCCAUGACCGGAAGGGGCAGCUGGUGCUCUUCCAUGUGGACGGGCAGACGGAGCAGCGGGGCAUUAACCUGUGGGAGAUGGCGGAGUUCCUGCUGAAACAGGAUGUGGUCAACGCCAUCAACCUGGAUGGAGGGGGCUCUGCUACCUUCGUGCUCAAUGGGACCUUGGCCAGUUACCCGUCAGAUCACUGCCAGGAUAACAACAUGUGGCGCUGUCCCCGAAGUGUGUCCACUGUGGUGUGCGUGCACAAGCCCCGCUGCCAGCCGCCUGACUGCAACGGCCACGGAACCUGUGUGGAGGGUCACUGCCAGUGCACGGGGCACUUCUGGCGGGGCGCCACCUGCGACGAGCUGGACUGUGGCCCCUCCAACUGCAGCCAGCAUGGGCUCUGCACAGAGACUGGCUGCCGCUGCGAAGCUGGAUGGACAGGGUCCAACUGCAGUGAAGAGUGUCCCCUCGGCUGGCACGGGCCGGGCUGCCAGAGGCCUUGUGAGUGUGAGCACCAGUGUCCCUGCGACCCCCAGACCGGCAACUGCAACCUCACCCAGGCUCCCAACCUGAGCAGCAUUCUCUCCCAAGUGAAGCAGUGUCUCCAGCCAUCCCAGGUCAGCCUGCAGACAAGAGAAUUCUCCCUCCUCACUGGGACCACCUGUCUGGCCCUCACCCUGGCCCUGGUUUUCCUUCUGCUGAUCAGCAUAGUGGCGAACGUGUCCUUGCUCCUCGGUUCGAGGGCAGAGCGGAGCCGGCACCUGGAUGGGUCCUAUGUCUACCACCCGCUGCAGGAGAUGAACGGGGAGCUCUCGGCUGCCGAGAAGGAACAGCUGGGUGAGACCUGCAAUCCCUUCAAGGACUGAAUGACCCAGCUGCCCACCAUGGCCUGUUUGGAGGCUCAUUUUGACACUGUCUGGCUUCUGCAAGGGAUAGUCCAAGGCCACUGACUCUGGGUGGCCUCAGCCCCAGGGCCAAGCCAAGCUUCUGAUAGCAGGUAUGCCUCAGCCCCUCACCUGGCCCUCGGCCCUCUUGCCUGGAUGUCUGCCAUGGCAGGAGCAACCUGAGCAACACAGUGUUCCGAGACACUGCUCCUUCCCCGCCUGCCUGUGUCUGCUGCCAUGAGGCCCGUCCCCCAGGGCCUCCGCCAAAGAGCCUCCAGCUUCCUGGGGCCUGCCACCAGCGAAUGGAGCUCACCGUGACCAAGUGC
This is a messenger RNA of Myotis lucifugus (little brown bat), 1992 nucleotides long. It is a transcript of the gene NAGPA, whose product is annotated as N-acetylglucosamine-1-phosphodiester alpha-N-acetylglucosaminidase. NCBI's taxonomy places the organism in Eukaryota, Metazoa, Chordata, Mammalia, Chiroptera, Vespertilionidae. The record is from RefSeq and is a predicted model, not a curated record.